AUGUGCCAGAGGCCCAGCCCUAAACCUAAUCCGAGUAGUUGCAGCAGCAGCGGCAGCAGCAGCAGCAGCAGCAGCAGCAGCCCCGACAGCGCUGGCAGCUCUCUGAGCCGGGACGCGUUGCUGCGGGACCUGAAUCGGCAGGCGCUCCUCCGGGACCUCUCCCGGCAGCUUGCCUAUGGGGACCUCGCCGCCCGCGUCCAGGCGGCGAGGGAUAUCCGGAGGUUGGCCCGGGCGUCCGUCAAAGCUCGGUCCGUGUUCGCUGUGGACGCCGUCGUCGGGCCGCUUGUAGCCAUGCUUCCCUCCCGCGAGCGUGAGGAGAGGGAAGCUGCCCUCCUCGCUCUGCUUAAUCUGGCCGUCCGCAACGAACGGUAGGUUAGGCGGCGCUUCUUCUCUGGUCAAUUUUCUUCAGGUCCCCCCCACUCACAUUGGGGAUUAAUUCGUUUCGAUUAGCUACAGCGAGCCAUCAAAUCUCGAAGUUUUACGUGUUCCAAAUGAGGUGCAUUUUUAUUUUACCGUAAAUUUCUGGAAAGAUCAUUUUAAGGGUGCAAAUAAUGUGUUUCAAAGGAUUUAUUGUUCUUCUAUUGAAUAUCACCCGCUUGAUUGCUGGUCGGUCUUGUUAUUUGCUCUCUCUUAAUCACAAUGUUAAAUCUAUUUAUUAAAUAAUGUGAUUUUUACCACUCCACUUAGGAUCCCAUCUUUCUUUCUUACAUUGCAGGAUUUCUUAUAAUUUGUUGAGGAUCAGCCCACAGAUAGCCGUCCUGUUUCUAAAUCUUCAAAUGUCUUUCUUUCGAAAAACUUGUGAAAAAUACAGUUUUCGUUGACAUAACUUUAGGCUUUUUAUUCACUAAUCUCUGUUGCGCUUUGUAAAAAUUAUUCUUUAUGUUAUUGCAUUAACAUGAUAAUUGCGGAGUCCCCUUGACUGAAGGUUUGGUGAAUUACCCUAAAAAUCGUGAGAAGAUCAUUCGAAACCCAAACAUUGGUCGUGGAUGUAAGACGUCUCUCCAGCAUGAAAUAUCUCUAACUAUACUGUGGGCUUAAAAUUUCUUGCUAAAGCAAUGUUUGUCACAAAAACUAAUGACCGCCACACUCUAAAUGUCUUGCUUCCAAAGAGGGUUCAUUGAAUCUUCUCAUAUUAAUUAGUAUCUUUGGUCAAAUACUUCACUUGAUCCUCUAUGAGCUUUCAGUUUUCCAUUCUAUCUCCAAAAAUCUUUUGCCCACAACAAGAUUUUGACUGUGGUCUUCUCUUUGAAUUUUUUUCUUUCCAGAAACAAGGUUACAAUAGUGGAGUCGGGUGCUGUGCCCCCUCUCGUAGAACUUCUAAAAUCCGAGAGCAGUGGCUUGAGGGAGCUGGCAGCUGCUGCUGUCUUAACACUAUCUGCUGCUGAAUCAAACAAAUCAGCCAUUACAGCCUCUGGAGCAGCCCCACUUUUAGUUCAGGUGCUCGUCAAUGGAAGCAUCCAGGGCAAGGUUGAUGCUGUGACUGCAUUAUACAACCUUUCUUCUAGCAAAGAAAGCCUGGACCCAAAUCUCUACGUUGAAGCAGUGACUCCUCUACUGACCCUUCUAAAGGAGUCCAAGAAAUAUUCAAAGUUUGCUGAGAAAGCUAGCUCGCUCCUUGAGAUUCUGUCAGGCACCGAGGAGGGAAGAUCCGCCAUCUCAGAUGCUGAGGGUGGGAUUCUGACGGUGGUGGAGACUGUGGAGGAUGGUUCUUAUCUCAGCAUGGAGAAUGCUGUAGGUGUUCUCCUUACACUGUGCCAGAGCUGUCGUGAGAAGUACAGGGAGCGUAUCCUUCAAGAGGGAGCCAUCCCAGGCCUCUUGAGACUAACCGUGUACGGCACAAAGAAGGGGCAGGAACGGGCUCAGGAGCUUCUUGAGCUGCUCCGGGAUGAUCGGCCAAAGAGAUUCACCUCAAAGGCUUUGGAGACCAUCGCUUUUGAUAUAGCCUCAAGAAUUGACGGCCCUUCUCAAGCAUCUGAAACAGCCAAGAGGCUUCUAAAGGACAUGGUUCGACGGGAGAUGGAGUUGAGCACAAGCCGUCUUCAUCUCAAAGCUAUGCCCCAGCCCACUGCUGCGCCCAACUGA
This is a messenger RNA of Spirodela intermedia, 2082 nucleotides long. Lineage: Eukaryota; Viridiplantae; Streptophyta; Magnoliopsida; Alismatales; Araceae. The record is from the annotation of a GenBank genome assembly.